GUUAAUAGUCCGUUAUUUCCAUUAUUUCCUCCGGAGUCUCCCCAGAGAUUCUAUCACCAUGCGAACAAGCGGUCCGCUCUGCCCAUGUGACGAGUGGUCCCAUGGCUCCAGUGCACCCGGGCCGCCUGUCAUAUAAGUAGGUCCGUGGCGGGACGACUGCCCCGCCAUCACGCCCAGAAUGCGCGCCUUUUUCGUGUCCUGUCUCCUGGCUAGCGCUGCCGUCGCGUCUGCACACCGCGUGCAAUUCAUCGCCGCGGCCAACCGCACGUCGCCCAUCUCUCUCAAGGCUUCGCCUGUUUGUGGGAAGCUCUCGGACAAGACGUUCACCGAGGCGAAUACCGGAGUCAAGUUGAAUGCGACAAAAACCGUCAUCUCAUUUGGAGACUCCUGGUCGUCCAACGGCUCCAACGGAACCAUCCCUUUUGCGCCAGUCGUCUUUCCUCCGAACCCUAGCGCGGGCGCUCGCGCCGGGAAUAACUUCCGCGCACGGGCCAGCAACGGGUACACGUGGGUCGAGGAUCUGGCGAACACCGUCGGCGCGAAACUGAUCGACUACUCUGUCGGCGGCGCCGUAACUGAUCUGCAAGCAUGGAAUUCCACAAGGAAAGGAGUCACGUUCACGUCUGAUAAUCUGUUGCGGACGGAUUUCGUGCAUGAGACUGCGCUCUUCCUCAAGCAGGGCCAUUUCCUCGCCGAUCUGAACCCCGACAGCACUCUUUAUACUGUUCAUUUUGGUACGCAUGACAAUGCCCAGUUCUCUGCGCAAGGCGGUGAUUGGGACCUGGCCGCGUCAAGUUUCCUCGAACAAAUCAGCAUCUUGCAAGCAAACGGGGCCAAGAACUUCUUGAUUCUCUGGGUCUACUUCCAAGCCAAUGUCACCACGACAUUCCAAAACACAGUGCAACAGGGCCUGUUCGCGGCUCACCGUCAGAAUGGCACCAACUUCGCAACAGUGAAUCUCUUUAAUCUCUUCAACGCCAUCAACUCGGACCCAAGCGAUUGGGGAUACACCAACUCGACCUGUUUGGCUUCGCAGAAUUUCACGACAUUUGGCUGUGACGACCCAGACAGAUCCAUUUUCUACAUUCCGGGCCAUCCCUCAGCGACGACGCACGAAAUCAUCAACGAGUACACCAUCCAGGCCAUUAAUCAAUGCGUGUAGCAAAAGAAAAGUAGUCAAUACAUACUCCUCACAGCUGAUAAGAUGAGAUUCCGCCAUGAUAAGAUGGGUUGCGAUAAGAUAGAUCGCAAGAGGCUGUGCGCUUGACUGACCUUGACUCGUACACUCUUGAAUGAGCCAAACGUCGAUGGACACUCAGCCAAAUCCUUCUCUCUCCUCAGCAACCAAACCCGAUUCUAAGAAGGGCAAGUCCAAACCAAAGCGAGACAACGUUCAAUCGUCGGAAACAUCGAGCAACGGCCCUCGUUCCGAGAAACUGAGAGGGCUUCCGAAAGAUUCUCCUGAAGUCAGGAUAUCCAAGACCUUGUCCUGGAUCCUUAGGCAUGGUGCAAAAAGCGAAGGACUUGCCAUGAGGCCCGAUGGUUAUAUCAAGGUUACAGAUCUGGUUAGUUUCUCGGAAGGACUCCUGGUGAACUUCACCGACGGCUGCCUAGCUCGCGAACCCCAAGCUCAAGACAUUAGAUCUCGAAAAAAUCCAAGAGAUCGUCAAAGCUGAUUCCAAGCAACGAUACAGUCUCAUACAGGAGGGAGAGUUGUGGUGGAUGAAGGCGAAUCAGGGACAUUCCAUCAAGACUGUGAAGCUUGAAUUGAAACCCAUCCUCUCCGUCGAUGAUAUUCCGUCCCGUAUCGCGGUACACGGGACUACCAAAGCGGCAUGGGAUUCCAUAGCCACGCAAGGGCUCUCUAAAAUGAAGCGCAACCAUAUCCACCUAGCGCAAGGCGUCGCUGGUCAGAACGUCGUCAGCGGAAUGCGGCAAUCCUCGCAAGUGCUCAUCUUCAUUGACGUGCAAAGCGCUCUUAAAGACGGGAUCGCUUUCUUUCUUUCUGAUAAUGGCGUAGUUUUGACAGAAGGAGAUGCUGCUGGGUUCUUGCCGUCAAGGUAUUUUACGACAGUCCAAACGUCACAAGGAGUUGCGCUUCCCGGAUGGGAAGAGCGUUCCCUGGCCGAGAAACUAGGAACAGUCGCGAUAGACUAAAUGUAAACUCGUCUCUGGCAUUGUAUCGUAGCCUUCAUCCGGCUUAGGCUGCUCAACGCGCCUGCCAAAUCAUGUGACCGCGAUCGCGUUCAGCAGAGUCCACCAUGCGAUCUUCUGCUUCCCAUCUCCCUACGCCAUCCAGUGUGUCCCCUGCCCCUGCCGGCCCAGCUCCGGCGUCCACUUUUUUCCCUUCGCCCUUCCGCUUUCAUGAUGACACUCCUCCAGCAAAGCGACAACGCAGAUCCUCCACCCCGCGCGUGUCGAUGUCUGCCACCCCGGACGAAGUGAACCAAGAGCGUGCGGCCUCGACCAUGCGCAUGAUCAACCUGUGGUCGGGUCUGGCCGAAAAGUACUCCCGCCGCAUAGAUGAAGACGACAUUGUCGAUCUUGUCACGGGAGAAGUCGUCAAAGACCGCGGCGUGUUGACCGCUGAGUCGCGGUGGGACUUUGGACGAUUCUACGCUCCUUCUCCGGGUGAGGAGAACACGCCGACGGGUACGGACGAGGAUGAAGACGGAGAGAAGGAGGAGGAUGACGAAGAGGAUGACUUUGACGAGCUGGAUCUGCUGGACCGGAGCCCCCGAAAGCAGCAGACGGAGGAGAUUUCAAUCCGCAAGCUGGCUAUGGAGUUCCCUCUGCUCAAUAGAACGGACCCGGUCACGGACUCCUGGGACUUUGAAGAGUUCAUGAAGGCCGAGAGACAGAGACGCGAGGCAGGUGACGAAGAAGAUGAGGAUGAGGGGGAGGAUGAGGAGGAACGAACUGGCAAUGAUACCCAAGACGAAAAGGACGAUGAAGGCACACUGGAAUCGAAUGGUUCGCCUCCCCCUGCUCCGGCUCGGUCUCCGUCGAGGCGACAAGAGGCCGAGAACUCCGACGACUUCGAGUCCGGGGACGAACUGGAUGCAUUCAGCUCAUUGCCUGCAACACCACGUGCUGGUGUCCCCGUUUAUGAACUCUCUGAAGAUGGUUCGGACCAGGAGACGCCCGAACAAGAAUAUACCCCGCCGACACCCAUUCGUUCCCUGCAAGACAUCAUCCACACCCAGUUGCAAACACCCCCUCUCUCUCAUGCAUCAUCAGUCGGAGAAGAUGGGCUGACUGUCUCCCCUCGAAAAGACACCGCAGUACCGAAGCUUAAAGCUCAGUCCCGCAGACGAUCUCAUGGUCCAACUUUUAUACCUAGCCGCUCAUCGAGUCCUCCUGCGGUUGAAGACAUCUCCAUUUCCCGCGGUCGCAGCCUUCAUAAGGAAGGCCUCGACCGGCCGACACGAGCCAAAAAGUCCAACUUGUACUACACUCUCAAGGAAGCCAGCACAGAAUCGUCGACACCUCCCCAAUCAGUCGAGAGGGCCAAGUCUAACAGAAAAGCCGGUACGCCAUCACCGACAAAGCGGAAAGAACGGUCACCGAAGGACCCGGAGGACGAUUUAGUCUUCCACACGCCUCAUCGGCGUAUUGAUCGCAAAGGCAAGGCAAGGAUGAUUGAGCCCGUCUUUGAACCAGAAGAGGAUACCAGAAGAGCGUCGGACUUGCCCAGCAUCCCGACUACACCACUGAAACAAUACUACGAGUUCCCUCCUCCCAGCACGAAGAAGAGGAAGAGGAGAUCAUCGACGAGCCAGCUGCCUGAACUGAGUAACAGAUUUCCAUCUGUUCUGCACGUUCCAGACCCAAUACGGCGCACAGAUAUCCCACCGCUUUCUUCGCCAGGACCUUCAAAGAGCCGACAUUCACGUUCCAGAGACAGAAUGUCUAGGAAACCCGAAACUGACUCGGAGUCGGAAUCAGGGCCAGAGCCAUCUCACCAAUCGGACUGGCAGCCUUUUUCUGGGCAAGCAUCAUAUAAACCUUUCCCGGGCGGAAAUGAUGGUCGCCCGGUUACACCAUUGCAUGAUCCUCGGGCUCAACUCAUCAUCUCGCAAGCGAUGCAACAGGCAAUCCACCAGCUCUCGUCCUUGUAUUCGGGCGCCUGGGCUGCUCCGCUGACCACGUCCCGCUCUGAUCCAUACAUCUACUCGACUCCGACGCAUCGGGCGCGAAGGAAUUCACAUGUGUUCGAUUCCGGUGCAUCUUAUGCCACGUUGCCACCUUCGUCCCCGAUCUCCGAAACAUCGUCUUCUCCGGUCCGACGACAGGGAUCAUUGGUUGCUCGCAGCCGCUCUCGAGGUCGGCGGGUGAGUUUUGCGCUCAAAACUAGGUACGGGGAGACCUAUGUCCGCGCUCAAUCUGAGCCUGAAUCUGAAACGGACGAGACGGAACCUGCGCUCGAUUCAUCCCCAUCUCGUCGAGCAUCCCGCUCUAGACUGGGAGGACGAGCUCACACACCCGGGCCAUCAAAACAGCGAUGAUCUGCAUAGAGUUGUUUUGUUCUGCUGUACUUGAUUGUUUCCAUAGGCCAAGUAAUUUGUAGGGCCCAAUCUGUUGACAUUCUAAGGGUGCUGCAAAUAUAUCACCACGAAAAGUAGCGAACAUGUCGCGCCAUCAGUGAUGCCCAAUCAGUGAUGUUCAUCCUUUUGUUCCACAUCCAACAAUGAGCGCCUCCGUGUUUGGGGACCAGCAGAGCACGAUGUAUUCUUCUUCCGAAUAUAUAAAAGGCUAUGUUCCGAGCGUAUUCGACAUUCUUCUUCUUCCCUCUCUUUUUAUCUUCUCAAGGCCGUGCCUUUUCACGCUCACUGGUGACCGAUGCGAUUCUACACAGUCUUCUCCCUCCUGGCCCUGUCCCGCGCCGCCGUCAUUCCUUUCCGCCACUCCGCCCGCCAAGGCGAUGCUAAACUCGUCGUUGCCCACCACAUGGUCGGGAACACCUUCCCCUACACCGUCCAAGACUGGACCGAUGACAUGAACCUCGCCCUCGCGUCCGGCCUUGAUGGCUUUGCGCUGAACGUCGGCCCUGAUGAUUUCCAAGUUACGCAGACCGCCAAUGCCGUCCAAGCCGCCGAGGCGCUGGGCAACUUCAAGCUAUUCUUCUCGCUCGAUAUGUCGUGCGUCCGAUCUGUUAUCUCUUCGGAUCACCCGUUUUGAGUAUAUGCCCCUGAUAGCGUGUUGCCCUGCGCGACUGUUGCGGACGGCGCAGCCCUCCGCAGCCGUGUGCUGGGACUUGCUGCGUCAGCGAGUCAGAUGCAGUUCCGCGGCCGCGCGCUCGUGUCCACCUUCGCCGGAGAAUCCUGCACGUUCGGGCAGGGCACCCCGGCCGAUGGGUGGAGGUCGCAGUUCGCGCAGAGCCCGGACCUUGCUGGCAAGAUCGUGAGUCGCGCUUUACCUCCUCCCCACCUGCUCCCCAGACUGACGAGUGCAGUUCUUCAUGCCGUCCUUCUUCAUCGACCCCGCCACGUUCGGGACUUUCAACGGUGUCAUGGAUGGUGGAUUCAACUUUAACUCUGGAUGGCCCAUCCAGGUGAACACUGGCUUUGCCGCGGGUGUGACAUCGGACCUCGCUGUGAGCGGGCCGGAGGGCACGAACGCGCUGAAUCAGUUUAUUGGAUCCAACGCCACGGAUAUCUCCUUCAAACAGGGUCUGGCUGCUGCAACCCCGGCUCCGGCAUACAUGGCCGCUGCUGCUCCCUGGUUCUUCACGCACUUUAGCCCGCAAACGUUCAACAAGAACUUUGUAUUCCUCGCUGACCAGCACCUGUAUGCAAGACGCUGGGAGACCUUGAUCGCUGAGCGUGACCAGGUCGACUUGGUUGAGGUUGUUACGUGGAAUGAUUACGGAGAGUCUCACUACAUUGGCCCCGUGAAGGGCGCUCUGCCCACUGGCAGUGAAGUCUGGGUCAACAACUUCCCUCACGAUCCUCUUUUGAAGAUUACGCAAUAUUACGCAACCCAGUUCAAGACUGGCACGGCCCCAACGAUCGAUAAGGAUGAAAUUUUCAUGUGGUCGCGCCCUCAUCCGGCGCAGGCUCAGGCCCCCGAUCCAGUCGGGCCGCCGACGACCUUCCAACUGACCCAGGACAAUGUGUGGGCGCUUGUGAUGGCCACUGCGCCCGGGACUGUGACCUUGACGACUUCGCCGACGAACUCGCAGACGUUCCCGGUUGUUGCCGGUGUCAACAAGCUGUCUAUCCCCAUCACACCUGGUGGUACACUGUCGGGUACAGUGGACCGGAACGGACAGACUGCUGUGGCGCUGAAUGUGGCGCCGAGCACCUUCACAUUCGACGGUGCCCCCCAGACAUUCAACUACAACAUCUUUGUCGCCAGCGCCAGUGCAUAAGCCAUCUCGUGCUGUUAUAUAUUGAUAUUUAUUCUGUAACCUGUACUUGACUCGUGUACUUGUUGUACUGGAAUACGAGCGUGAUUCGAGAAGCAAUUCGGGUGUGUGUGUGUUUUACGAGGUUUUCAUUCCGAGCACCUUGCCGCCUGCGAUCUCGGACUUGUCGAAGAUGCUCUGCGCCUCUGCUGCGGCUUUCCUGCCACUCUCGAUCAUUCCACCGAAUGUGGGGCCCAUGCGAUUCGAGCCGUCGUGUUCUGCCAGCUCCAUGCCAGCCAUGAUCAAGCCUGGGAUCACUUGCCGAGUUCCGCUGCCAUCUUCGUGAGUACCUUCCACAGAGAAUUCCACGACGCGCCUACUUGACUAUGGCCGGUUCCGACUCGUUCAUGUUAAGCUAAGACACGAGUCAAUCAACCUCGCUGCGAGAAGAAGACGGCGAAAAGUCACCCCGCGCAUAUUGCCGAGCUCUUUGUUGAGACCCAUGCUCACGAGCCGUUUCGCCGAAAACGCGCCCAUCGGCCCGUCGUGGCCCGUAGUACUGACCACAACUGGCGCAGUGAUCGUGGCCGGGUCCAUGCAUGAUUGAGUAUCGUGGUUGAGGGCAACUGGACGCAAAAGAUGAAACCAGCCGUAGCCCAGAAAUAUAGCGACCGGGACCCACCUAGUGUCCAGUUGGUUACGACACCGGUCACUCGCGCAUGGCCUUCGAAGUCCGUGCUGGUCAUCAGAUCCUCGACGGCCGUGGCGUUGAAAAGAACGACGUUGGGGAGCGCGAGGACUUUGGAGAGCAGCGUCGCCGUGAACAGCGCGGCGUGCUUCACCACGACGAACGACCCUUCAUCCUCGAACGGGACUCCGAUCUCCCGCAGGAAGCUGUCCGCCGGCUUUCGGAUGACCUGGAGGAGAAGAUGUUUGUCUCAUUGCGUGCAGGGCCGCGUUAUUGCCCAGGUCUCUCACCAUGGCGCUCAUCAACUGCCCGCCAAGCCAGGCUCCACCCCCAGGUGCGACAUUGGCUUCGAUGCUAUAUCAGACAGUCAGAACGCUCCAACCUCGGAAAAACGACCGACAUGGUGAUUUUAAGGUCAGGGCGCUGAGUGCCGAGAGUGUAUGCGCAGGACAGUCCUGCACUGCCAGCCCCAACGAUCACGACGUCAGAAACAGCUCUGUCGUACAUGCUGUCGAAGUAGCUGCAAGCGAAAUGUCGGGGUCAGCGGAGGAUAGAACACACAGACUUUGGACCGCACCGCUUGAUCAUUGCUCGGGACACUUGCGCCUCCUCGAUGGGUGCGAACUGGAACGAGACAUCUGGGGCACCGCCCUUGCCACUGACGCUGUUGCCGACAAGACGGAAAAUGGAUGAGUGGGUUUCGGUUGUUGCAGUUGAAGACAUCUUUGAGGACACUGGCCCAUCAAGCCUGAGCCAUUUAUACGCUCUCAGUCCUUCUCAGGGAGUGCGAGGACCAGAAUUAGAACCAGCCGGUCGGUAAAGUUCCGGACGAAUAUUACAGCUCCCUUGACGCGUCUCGCUUUGACUUCAUUGGUGACGAGGUGGGGACUGAAGAAGUUGGGAGUCGACAGAACGUUCGAAGAGGAUCAAUCCUUAAUAGACCAAGCCGCAGAAGUAGCACUAUUCUUGAGGUCAACAGACUUGAAAUCAGCGUGCUUGCAGGUAGGAAUGUCAACGGCAGCACCAGCCUCAAGGCCACAGUCAGACAGAGACUCGAAGGAGAGGCCGCGGCCGUCGCGCGGCCGAUCAAGUUGUGUUUCAUUACGUACCAACAUAAGCAGCGCCAUCAAAAUAAGAUAAAGCGGAUCACCUGGGCGCUUGCUUAUUAUUCGACUAAGCUUGACGCAAACAACCACGCCAGCAGGACGACGGCUCAUUAUCCACCUGCCACGCCCAUCGAUCACGCAGAAUGCAGUCCCAGAACUUCAUGAUUGUCGACGAUCCGCUGUCCCUAGACCGGAUCCGAGGCGUUCUGACGCGUCUCGAAGACACUAUCAUAUUCUCUCUCAUUGAGCGAGCGCAGUUCGCCCAGAAUCCCCGCAUUUAUCUCCGCGGCGCGUUCCCUGAACUGGCCGCCGACGGAUUUGCGGGCAGUUGGCUUGAAUGGUUCCUCAAGGAGACGGAGAGUUUCCACGCCAAAGCAAGACGGUACACUAGUCCGGACGAGUACCCUUUUACUCCAUCGUCCGAGCUCCCGCACCCGGUGCUCCCUCCGCUCAAGUUCCCGGAAAUCCUCUACCCCAACAGCGUCAACGCCAACGCGUCCAUCCUCGCCUUCUACACGCGGACCAUCGUGCCGCGCAUCACACGCCGCGCCACAGCGGCCCUGGCCGCCGGGAAGCGCGCGCGCGGCAUCACCGGUGACGAGGAGUUCGAGGAGGACGGCAACUAUGGCAGUGCUGCGACGAUUGACGUCGAGGCGCUGCAGUCGAUCAGCAAGCGCGUGCACUAUGGUAAAUUCGUGUCUGAAUCCAAGUUUCAAGAAGACCCAGCGGCCUUCAUACCCCACAUCCAAACUCGCAACACUGCAGCGCUGGAAGCGUUGAUAACCAAGCCGGAGGUCGAACGCAAGCUGUUGCUGCGCCUGAAGAAGAAAGCGGAGACUUAUGCGCUGGAUUUCGCCCCCGACGGGGAGUUCAAACGAGAUGCGGAGGGGAACAUUGACGUGUCUACUAAAAUUGACGUCGACGGUGUCGUCGACUUGUACAAAAGCUUCAUCAUUCCUCUAACCAAGGAAGUGGAGGUGGAUUAUCUCUUGUGCCGACUGGAUGAGCUUUCGGAGGACGCUAUCGAGAAAUUGAAGCAAAAGAACGUGGUGACAUAGCAGAUUAACUGAGCAACCAGAAAGAGAAUAAAGAUAGGGGUAUCCAGGACCUGAUAAUCCAGUCGACUAAUCCAUCAGAUGGUAAUUUCCUACAGCGAUAGAUGAGCAUCGAGAUUGUUUUACAAUCCAAG
This is a messenger RNA of Mycena citricolor, 9332 nucleotides long. NCBI's taxonomy places the organism in Eukaryota, Fungi, Basidiomycota, Agaricomycetes, Agaricales, Mycenaceae. The record is from the annotation of a GenBank genome assembly.